Molecule: messenger RNA, 1174 nt
Organism: Colletes gigas
Lineage: Eukaryota; Metazoa; Arthropoda; Insecta; Hymenoptera; Colletidae
Product: phospholipid phosphatase 5
Exons: 7
Coding region: 304-1107 (267 amino acids)
Biological process (GO): phospholipid metabolic process
Molecular function (GO): phosphatidate phosphatase activity
Source: RefSeq, a predicted model, not a curated record
CGAAUAUAUCAUUUUCAAAGGUAGCAUAAAAUCGAAUGUUAUCUUUUAAAUCAAAAUAGUGCAGUUAAAAUGUAAUGUAUUCCAUGUUACAUUGCCAACAUUGCAUUCCAUUUGAAUAUACCUUUACGUAAACAUAAUUUUACAAUGAAUGAUUUCUUGUUAAUCAGUGUUAUUCAAAUGUACAGUUUACAUGUAUACCUGUACAAUGAAUAAUUUGGAUUUAUGCCAUCAUUUACUUGUUUACGUACAUUUACAUAAAUAUGAUAAGUGCACUAUGAUUGCUGCUACUUGCUCGGAUCUGUAAUGGCUCUUGCACGUGGCACAGAUUUCUUGACAGGAUUUUGGUUCGAUGUAUUAUUACGGAUUACAUUAGUAGGAUUGUUUAUCGAACUAGAAAAAGCAGAACCAUUUACAAGAAAAAUUCACGAGGAUGAAUUAUGGUUAUAUAAAAAUCCAAGAACAGAUUCUUACGUUCCAACAAUAAUCUUAUGGCCUCUUGUAUUUAUUCUGCCUGCCAUAGUGAUAUUUCUUGCUUUCUUAGUUUAUAAAGACAGAACUGAUUUCUAUCAAGCAGUAUUAUCUGUAACUUUAGCAUUAGGAUUCAAUGGUGUAAUUACAGAUAUUAUAAAACUUAUAGUUGGUCGUCCUAGACCAGAUUUUUUUUGGAGAUGUUUUCCUGACGGAAAAACAAAUCCAGAUUUUAAGUGUAACGGAAAUCCAAUAGUGAUAAGAGAUGGAAAAAAAUCAUUCCCCAGUGGACAUUCUUCGUUUGCAUUUGCAAGUUUUGGUUUCAUUGCGUUAUAUCUAGCUGGCAAGCUGCAUACAUUUAGCCUAGUAGGAAAAGGACAAACAUGGAGAUUAUGCGCAUUUAUUUUACCAAUUUGUAUCGCUCUUGUAAUCGCGCUCAGUAGAACGUGCGAUUAUCAUCAUCAUUGGCAAGAUGUGGUUGCAGGUUCGAUAAUAGGAUACUUUUUGGCGUACAUGUGCUAUAGACAUUAUUAUCCACCAUUAGACUCGCAAGUAUGUCACAAACCAUAUGCUGUACUUACUCUUCAAAUUCAACACGAAAACACAAAAAAUAAAAAUGACCAAGUCAAAUGGAUUUAAUAUAUUAAUAAUUUAAAUGGAUAAACGAUGGUAUUCGGAGAAUUAUAAUAGUUUGAAAUACUCGAUA